AUGAUUAGCUUGAAAUAUCUAUACCUGUCUCUGCUGUCGGCUGGUGCGAUCGCUGCGCCCCAGGCAGGCCAUUGCCGUUGUCGACCUCAUGACGCUUGUUGGCCUUCACAUCAACAAUGGUCCGCCUUGAAUGACACUAUUGAGGGCAACCUGGUGGCCGUUCGACCUCUUGCAUCAGUCUGCCAUGCGGCUGAUUACAAUGCGCAGGCAUGCAAUACCACGACGGAGCUUUGGACAAACUCUUUCUGGCGUUCAUCCCAGCCCGGAGCCGGUCAAUGGCAGAAUUGGGAGGCCUGGCCGGAGCAUCACGAAUCGUGUUAUAUUGAAUCGCCUCGAAACAGCCGAUGUGGACAAGGUCGGAUCUCCCUCUAUUCGGCCAAGGUACGAACCGCCUCGCAUGUCCAGAAAGCCGUCCAGUUCGCCAGCGCCCACAAUCUGAGACUUGCUAUCAAAAACACCGGCCAUUGCUUCCUGGGUCGCUCGUUGGCACCGGAGUCGUUGCAAAUCUUGACCCACGAGAUGAAAGAUAUCCAGGUGGUGGACGACUUUGUUCCGAAAGGUGCACCCAAGGGUAAGGGUGCUGGUCCAGCGGUGACGAUAGCUGCUGGUGUGCAACUGUCGGAGCUAUACAAUGCAGUCGCAGCACGCAACAGAACGGUAAUUGCAGGGUCAUCGCAUACCGUUGGGGCUGCUGGUGGCUAUAUUCAAGGAGGCGGACAUAGUCCUUUUGGUGCCUGGAAGGGAUUGGCUUCGGACAACGCUCUCGAGUUUGAGGUUGUAACCGCCAACGGUACUCUUGUUACAGCAAAUUCAUACCAGAAUCCGGACCUCUUCUGGGCUCUUCGAGGAGGUGGCGGGGGCAGCUUCGGCGUUGUGACCCGUGUCACGAUUCGGACACACCCUGAAGCGCCAGUGAUUGCGUAUAACAUUAACAUCACCACUUCGGGAGACGAUCCACGUUUCUGGAAGGCAUUCAGUGAAUUUCAUGCUGCGCUCCCAUCACUCAACGAUGCCGGUGGCUCGGGAUACUACUUCGGCUCUCCCAACCUGCCCCUCGGUCCAAACACUAGUGUUUCGAGCCUCACUUCCCUGCUCUUCUUCCCGGAGAAAACAGACCAAAACGAGAUUGCGAAGCUUUACGAACCAUUGAAGAGCAAGCUGCAGCAGGUGGGAGGUGUGAAGGUUGAUGACGCAGCGAUUCCGUUCCCCAGUGUGAACUCGACCAUUUUCACUGUCCUUCUCCAGGAAGGGGGCACCGACACAACAGGCAGCAUCUCUUCCCUACUUGUCUCCCGCCUCUAUUCGAAGGACCUCAUGUUGUCGGACAAUGGCCCUGGUCGACUAGCCACGGCGUGGAAGAGUCUUCGUUGGGACCCAUAUUCCUCAUUCAUCGGACAUGUCGUUGCCGGCCCGGCUGUUGCUGCGAGCAAGAACAUUGACAGUGCCGUCAAUCCGGCCUGGCGCAAGACAGUCUCUCACCUGCUCUUAAGCAGGGAUUGGCAAUGGAAUGCGACUCUUGGGCAGCAGCACUCGGUGAUAAAGAACGCCACUGAGGUGGAGAUCCCGAUCCUACGGUCCGUCGAGGGCGCAAGCCACAUGGGUGCUUAUUUGAACGAAGCGAGUGGCUAUGAGCCCGAUUUUCAGGCCUCAUUCUGGGGUCCCAACUACCCUCGUUUGUAUCGUGUUAAGCAGAAAUGGGACCCCAAGGGUCUGUUCAUCGCCCGCAAGGGGGUGGGCAGUGAGGAUUGGGAUGACGGUGGCUUGUGCAAGAUCAAGUCCUGA
Messenger RNA from Penicillium argentinense, 1782 nucleotides. RefSeq names its product FAD-dependent oxidoreductase. The transcript has 2 exons. The coding region runs from base 1 to 1782 and encodes 593 amino acids. The record is from RefSeq and is a predicted model, not a curated record. Gene Ontology annotation, molecular function: FAD binding; oxidoreductase activity. NCBI's taxonomy places the organism in Eukaryota, Fungi, Ascomycota, Eurotiomycetes, Eurotiales, Aspergillaceae.